AUGUCCAAGGUAAACAUGUCCCCGCGGGUGGUGCUGACGUUGCUGGACUUGACGAAGUCCUCAUCGGUUAGGAGCACGCCGGAAAGGGCUCCUACGCCAGCCCCGAGGAUGUCUCAGGAGAUUCCGGGAGAACCGGAAACGGCAGCGCGUAAGCGUACAGCGCCUACGCCGUCACCGAGGAGAACGGUCACCCCGGAGAUGCCGGCCCCAGCCGCAUCGCCGUCGGAGGCAGAAGCCGGCAGUUCCAACCCGUGGCCGCUCGUGAACGCGUCACAUGAACAGGCGAUCAUGUAUGAGCGUUUGGUGGAGCAGCUUGAAGAGCUUAACCGGCGGUUAGAGCGUACCGAGAGGGAGAACGCGAGGCUCCGGGCUGAGCUCAACUUAUACCGGACCGGUAUUAACACGGUGGUGAGGCUGGAGGAUUCAGCGACUGGAGUGCGCUUGGGAAACCAAGCCACGACCAAGUCAGGCCCCAGCAAAAAGACGCUGAGGCGUAAGGCCCAAAGGGAUAGAGUCCUAGCGCGUCAGUCGCAGGGUCCUGCCCAGCAGCGAUUGCUGGAAUUGCAGGAGCACCUACGGCGUGAAAUAGCGGAGGAGCAGAUUACGACGAGGAACGGACAGGGACAAGGGGAACGGCACAAAUCCCAGUCCCUGCAACGGGAUUACGCCUUUCCUCCAUUGGAGGUUAGGCAGCAGCAGCAGCGAUCAUACCGGGAUAUGGUCUCCGGAUGGCAGGUGGUGGGACAGCGGUCAAAGGCCCAGCCUUCAGCCGCACCCCAGCAGCAGCGGCAGCGGCCGCAACAUCCGGUGCAGACUCAGCGCCCCGUCCAGACGAACCAGAGAUCCGCACGCCGACGACCAGAUGCCAUCUUGGUGCCCGGCCUUAGAGGAUGCCCAACAAUACAUCCGCAUCGGGAAGCGGACGCCGAAGGGCAAUCUCCGGAUGGAGCUGGCCCGGGACGCGGACUCCGCGGCGUUGUGCCGCCGCAUCCAGGCCACACUGGGUGA
Messenger RNA from Anopheles funestus (African malaria mosquito), 1008 nucleotides. Its product is annotated as MAP7 domain-containing protein 1-like. Lineage: Eukaryota; Metazoa; Arthropoda; Insecta; Diptera; Culicidae. The transcript has a single exon. The record is from RefSeq and is a predicted model, not a curated record. The coding region runs from base 1 to 1008 and encodes 335 amino acids.